AAAAAAAAAAAAACCUAGCAGAGACUUGCCCCAGGAUCGGUAAUUUUCCUCUGGCUGGUGCUGUGUGUACCGGGUUCCUGUGUAAGAGCAGUGUCUCCUAUUUUAAUGGUAUAUAUGAGGGCUAUAUUGAAACCAGGAGAAAUUCUGUGCUAGCUGACUACUAAAUGGAGGAGUAGAACUGCUUUAGUUCCUGCAGUAUUAAUGAAUGGUGAUCAGUCAUUAAUUGAGAGAAUUGCCUUUUAUAUAGAUUUCAUACUCCAGAAUGCUAUGGAGCAGCAAGAAGAGCUACUAGUGGUACAUGCUAUUGAACUGAUUUUGGAAAAUACCACCAGAGAACGGACUGGAUGUGUAGUUUUCUUGACAACAUUCCACAGUGCUUUUCAAGAUAGAUGGGAUGCUACUCCUUCCUUCAUUAGACAAGUAUUUUGAUCUUGUGUAUGGAUAAUGUUACUAAGGGUAGUGUACAGACUUGCUUAUGUAAUUCACUUUUCUUUGUUAGAUAUGUGUUAAUUGUAUUGUGAAAGAAAAUUGACAGUAAUACUCAUUUUAAAAUUUUAUUUUUUAUUUGAAGGCUACCAUACAACGGAUCGUUUGUCAUUAGUGGGAAAACUAUGUAAGCCUCUCAUUUAUCUACCAUUGCUUACUCCAAAAUUAUAUUCUGUAAGCUCCUCAAUUAUUUUACUUAAGCAGUACUUAAGAAACACGAAAGCAUAUUGUUUAAGGUGUACCAUGGAUCCAAUUAGCCCUACGUUACGAGAAUUCUUACUCUCAAAUGAGAACCCAUUUGUGUGUGCAGAAAGCAGUGAAAACCAGCAUGAAAUUAUACAAAUGGAAGAAAUGCCCUUUGAUUUUUUAGAAGUUGAAAAGCCUCAGCAGGAACCCUCAGAAAUGGAACACAGACCAUAUUCAUGUUUUCCAGAGGACAGGGAAGCAAAUGGUGUUAAUGGUCAAGAAAUGCUACUCGACUGCUUAGAGGGUGAAAACCAUAAACAUGAUACAAAUAGCAUAGAGGAUGAGUUAUUUGAUGAUCAGGAUAGUGCAAAAAUGGAAUUCAGCACAUCAGAUAUAGAAGAGCCAUUAGAUGUUUCAGUAACUGAAAAGAAGUGCAACACCUCUGAAAUAGGGCUGAAUUUUUUUGAGUUCUCAAAGAAUGAAAGGAGUAUGUAUAAGAUUCCAUUAAAGUGCUCGGAGGGCAAAGGCAAAAAAUGUAAAGAUAAACAUAGCGAUGAACUUCAUGUAAAUAAUGUUGAAAUUCAAGUAGACAGUGAUGAACUUCCAGUUGAUGAUGAUGAAAUUCCACUAGAUGAUGAAAUUCCGGUAGACAAUGAUGAGCUUCCAGUAAACAGUGAUGAAAUUGCAAUGGACAACGAUGAACUUCCGUUAGACAGUGAUAUUCCAGUGGACAGCAAUGAAAUACCUAUAGACGGUGAUGAAAUUCCAGUAGACGGUAAUGAACCUUCAGUAGACAAUGAAAUCCCAUUGGACACUGAGGAAAUCCCAUUAGACAGUGAUGAUAUCCAAGUGGACAAUGAGGAAAUACCAUUAGACAGUGAUGAUAUCCCAGUGGACAAUGAUAAUAUCCCAGUGGACAGUGAUGAUAUCCCAGUGGACAGUGAUGAUAUCCCAGUGGACAGUGAUGAUAUCCCAGUGGACAGUGAUGAUAUCCCAGUGGACAGUGAUGAUAUCCCAGUGGACAGUGAUGAUAUCCCAGUAGACAGUGAUGAUAUCCCAGUAGACAGUGAUGAUAUCCCAGUGGACAGUGAUGAAAUUCCAGUGGACAGUGAGGAUAUCCCAGUAGGCAGUGAUGAAAUCCUAGUAGGCAGUGAUAAAAUUCCAGUGGACAGUGAUGAACUUUCUGUAGACAAUGAUAUUCCAGUGGACUGUGAUGAAAUUCCAGUUGAGAGUGAUAAAAUUCCAGCAGAUAAUGAAGGAAUUUUAAUGGACAAUGAAGAAGAGCCAGUGGACAGUGAAGAGCUUCCAGUUGACACUGAUAAAAUUCAUAUAGAGAAAAUUCAGGUAGACAGUGAUGAAAUUCCAGUAGACAUUGAUAAAAUUUCAGGUGACAAUGAAGAAAUUUUGAUAGACAGCAGUGAAAUUCCAAUACAUAAUCAUGAACUUGUAGACAGUGCAAAUAAAGUCAACAAUAAUGAAUUUUCAGUAGACUGUAAAAAUCCAUUAGACACUGAUGAAAUUCCAACUGACAGUGAAAUUCUGGAAGACAAGGAUGGACUUCUGGUAGACAAUAAUCCAAUUAAAGUAGACAGGGAUGAAAUUUUAGUAGACAAUUUUGGAAUUCCAGUAGAUACUGAUGAACUUCCUGUUGAGACUGAUGAAAAUCCUCUAGACAUUGAUAAAAUUCCCAUAGGCAGUGAUGAUAUUAAAGUCGACAGUGAUGAACUUCCAGUACACAGUGAUGAAUUUCCGAUGGAUAAUGAAGAAAUUUUGGUAGGUAAGGAAGAGAUGAGGGACCAGAAAGAUGACAUAGUUAGCUUGGAAAAGACUGAUCAAAAUAAAUCAGUAGGUGAAGGAGAAACUCUGUUCGUUUGUUCGUGGAAUGGCAAUGCAAAUAUUGAUAACACUGAUAACACUUUGCCAAAACAGAAACCUCAUAAAAAGCGAAAUUAUAGAAAGCCCAAAAAAUACAUUAAAAAGAAGUUGCCAGAAUCAAAACAGAAUACAUUAGAAAGUUCAGCAAGCACAAAUUUAGAUGAAAAAAUUUGUAAAAUAAAACAAACACCACUUGAUGACUUUGAGGAAGAUAACCCUAGUUCUAAGUCGCGUAAUUUACAACACUUGCGAUCAGAGUGCUUAUAUGAUGGAAGAAAUGAUAGCAUGGACAGUCUUGUAGAUAAGAUACCAUCUGAGUGUUUAGAAGUAAAAUUAGAAUGUUUGACUAAAGAAGAAAUUGAAAUUAAAGACACAGUAAUGAAAUCUGUAGAGUGUUCAAAAUGUGGCGAGAAGAUAGAUAAACAGAUCAGCUCUGGGCUAGAUAAUGAUAGUGGAAAUGUGGAAGAUCCAGUUAAAUGCUCCAAGUGUGUACCAAAAAUGGUUGGGGUGAAUGAACAAGAUGCCUUAAUACGAAUGGGAAAAAAAUAUCAUAUGGUGUUUAAUUUGGGAGAAAAACCAUUCAAAUGUUACCAGUGUAAAGAGGAAUUCAAACACAUGGCAGAACUAAGGGAACAUUUGGUUCUCCACACCAGAGAAGAACCAUACCAGUGUGAAGUGUGCGGAAAGACUUACAGGUUUAAUAGCUCGCUGAAGCGACAUAUGCUCUUCCACUCUGAUGAAAAACCUUUUAAGUGUAGUUUGUGUGGAAAAAAAUUUAAAACUAUAGGGCAUUUAAAUCAACAUAUGGCAAUACAUACAGGGAAAAAACCAGUUGAAUGCAUCAUUUGUGGGGAAGAAUUCAAACAGAGAAGAUUUUUAAAGCAGCAUAUGCUAACUCAUACUGAAGAGAGGCCAUUCAGAUGUUCUCUUUGUGAGAAAGACUUCAAAUACAACUGUGAUCUUAAGGAGCAUAUGUUUACUCACCUUGGAGAUAACCCUUUCAAAUGUUCUGUAUGUGGAAAGGAAUUCAAUAGGAAAAGCAAUCUUCGACAGCAUAGAGUAACUCAUUCGAGAGAAACUCCCUACAAAUGCCCUGUAUGUGGGAAGGGAUUCACUCUUAAUGGCAAUCUGAAACAGCACAUGGCCACACACAUAGAGGAAAAGCUAUUUAAAUGUGACUGUGGCAAAGAAUUUAGUAGUAAAAGUAACCUUGAUCAGCACAGAGCCAUACAUAGUGGUGAUGUGCCAUACAAGUGUAUGGAAUGUGGGAAAGCAUUCAAGUUAAGAGGACAUCUCAGGAAACACUUAAUCACACACAAUGAAGAUAAAGCAUUUGAAUGCCAAGGGUGUGGGAAGCAAUUUAGACUUAGAGGUGAUCUUAAAAGGCACAUUACGACAGUAACUGGGAAUAAGCCAUUAGAUUGUACAGAGUGUGGGAAAAAACUACAGUGUAAAGGGGAGGUGAAGCAGCAUAUGUUCACUCAUAUAGGAGAGAAAUAUGAGUGUAGUGAAUGUGGAAAACUCUAUACACAGAAGGGCACUCUAAACAGGCAUAAGUUGUCUCAUGUAGGAAGUAAGUCUUACGAAUGUUCAAAGUGUGGAAGAGAAUUCAGUAGAAAAAAUAAUCUUGAACAGCAUAUGUUUACACAUGGAAGUGAGGACUCAUCAGAGGGAUCAGAUUUUCAUGCAACUGCUGAGAGUCUUAAGAAAGAAUGUUUAUCAUUUAUUGAAGAAGGCUUCACUACUGAUGCUAAAAGACAAAAGGUAUAUAAUUUUAUGAAACAUGUGAUUACCAUUAAAACUGAAGUAAUAGAGGAAGGAGACUCAGAAUGUAGUAAUUUUAUUUCAGAAACAACAGAGGGUAAUGACUUUUGUUCUUCUGAAAUUAAAAAUGAUAGUGAUAAUGAAUGCCAUACAUUAAAUAAAUCUAUAGAGUAUGUCAACAGUACAGGGGGCACAGAAAUUUUUAUAAAAGAGGAAGUUGAUACAGAAUAAUACAUUAUGCACUGAAUUAAACAUAAAUGCUGCAAAAAGAUACAUAAUGUUUAAAAGAUGGAAUACAAUGUUUGAGUAGCUUAUAACACAAUGGAUAAAAUUCAAUUGAAUUUUCUUCCUUAAUUAUUUAUAUUUUCCUGAGACUAGUCAGAAUUGUUUUUUAAAAUAUUUUGGUUUAAAUUAUGUAUUUGUAUGCUUUCAGUGAGAAAGCUUGAAUUUAAUUUUGAAUGCUUUGCUAGUUGAAAUGUCAUUAAUUUGCUGUAUUUUGCUACAGUGUAAUCAACUUUUGGUCCAGCUAGCAAUAUCACCAGUCUAUUGGCUCUGUAAGUUAUUGCUUUUAACAUUUAAACUGUCCAAGCAGAUCUACGUUCACAUGCGUAGUGCUCCAAAAGUAGAUCCAUGUUUUUUUUACAUAUUUUCAAAUAUAACAAAAAAAAAACGUAGAUCAAAGUUUUUUUUUACACUUUUUCAAAUGUAAAAAAAGAAAAGAAGAUCUACUUUUUUUACAUACUUUCCUAUGUUGAAAAAACGUAGAUCUACGUUUGGACAGUUUAAGGGUUAAUGUUAUUUGUAACACUUGGAAUAUAUUAUUUGUGUGAUUAGCUCUUGUACGUUUUUUAAUUUGUGUUAGUGCAGGGAAUAUUAAUACUGUAAAGUUAGUGGAGAGUGUAUUUAGUAAUUCAAUAUCAUAUUUGAUCAAUUUAAAUAAAUAUUUAAAUAAAAUGAUAGCUGAAAUGGAUAUCCAACAGGCUUGUGUUGCAAAGUGUAUUUCAUAGGAGUGGAGAUAAGCGGUUUUUAUGAUUUAACAUGCUGUUGGAGUGUGAGCAAGGUACAGUGCCUGCAUUCUGAGGGAGGUUAACCCUGGAGGGUUAUCUUAAUUGUAAUUUCAGUGCACCUGGCUAGACUGAAUGAAUGAGUGACAAUGAAGGCGUUUUCUUCAGUUUUGAGUCGCCUCACCUUAGUGGGAGACGGCUAGAGUGGUAAAAAAAUCUGGAAUGGCCAAGAAACACUUCCUCUGACUAAACAAUGUAAUUUAAUUUGAUUCAUUGUAAGUCCUUUGACAUUCAAUAGGUGUCAUUUUUAUUUAAACCUGCAUUUUAUUUAAAAUGUCAGCCACGAGAGAGAAUAAGAGAGAGAGAGAGAAUAAGAGAGAGAGAGAGAAUAAGAGAGAGAGAGAGAAAGAGAGAGAGAAUGAGAGAGAGAGAGAGAGAAUGAGAGAGAGAGAGAGAGAAUGAGAGAGAGAGAGAGAAUGAGAGAGAGAGAGAAUGAGAGAGAGAGAGAAUGAGAGAGAGAGAGAGAGAGAUGAGAGAGAGAGAAAAUGAGAGAGAGAAUGAGAAUGAGAGUUCACCCAACUCGGUGCCUCCUCAAACAAAUGACCAUCUUGCUUAUAACAUUUUCAGUAAAAUAAACAUUAAAUUUAAAUGACAACUCUUAAAUAACUGCAAUAGAAUUAGAAUGAAUCUUUGAGAGUUACACUGUUUAGUCAGGGUAAGUUUUCAAUGACCAUUUCAGCAGUUGGUUUCAAAUUGAUAAAUAUAUUCCCCCACACAACCAUAACUUCACAGUGUUGAUGCUUCCUGCACUAUCAAAUACAUUUUUAAUUACUAAUCACAAAUACAGUAUGAAAAGUGUUAAAAAUGUUCAGACCAAUAACUUAGAGCCAGCUGAUGGGUGAUCUUGCCAGCCAGACUGCUAGCUGAUUACCCUGUAGCAAUUUGCAUAUUCUAUGAAUUUAAGGUUGAAAAUGAUAUACUCUGAGUCUUGCAAAGCUAUAAAUAAAAUUCAAGUUAAAUCAGUUAUUUUUUCAGGCUGCCUGAUGACCAAUGGGAGAUUGGGAAAUUUUUAAAUUCAAUGAGUAUCUCAGAAACUUAUCAUAAGGAGUUGGCUUAAUGCUUUGGAUGCAACUCAAGAUCUAUGUUGCAAAUCAUUUGAAUACAAAGCAUAUCAUAUCAUGUAUUAAGUUGUAAUUACAUUUGUAUCCAAAGGUACUGUAUAUACAGUUGAAUUUUGUUAAUCCAGACUUGUGAUCAGGCACUUUCAGUACCAAAAUUCUGUUAUAACAAAGGCCGAGAGCACUGUGCUGAUAAAAAAAAAUAAAUGUGUAAAAGUGUACUUAAGAUGCAGAUGUCGAUGUCCUCUUAACUGCUUUGAUACAGGUACUGUAGAUGAUUUAAGCAGGUAGGGUAAUGUAUGCAAGAGUGGCACUGCUCAGAGCUGUAAAUAACUGGUACAGGGAAAUGAAGUGUCGUACCUUCAGAUAAUCAUGUCUUUUAUAAGAGGAAAGAACUUUAUAUUUGUUUCAUAUUAAGCCUUAUUUGCUCGCUGUACUGUAUUCAGUAUAGCCUAAAACAUUCAAACCAUUUCCUUAUUUGUGCUUUUUAGUAAUUGAUACAGAACAACUGGUUACUAGCCCCUUGAACCUAGUGUUUUAGUUGCAUUGCAUACGGAUAAAGGGUUCUAACAUGUUUCACUGUGGAGUUUGAAAAGAAACAUUAAGAGGAUAAGAACUAGUAAGAAAUUUGGAAGAAAACUCAGAUGAGUGUGUAUAUACAAACCUAUGUACAUUCACAUAAAUGUGAUUUUUUUUUUUCUCCAACAAAUCGGUCGUUUCCCACCGAGGCAGGGUGGCCCAAAAAGAAAAACGCAAGUUUCUCUUUUUAAAUUUAGUAAUUUAUACAGGAGAAGAGGUUACUAGCCCCUUUCUCCUGGCAUUUUAGUCGCCUCUUACAACACGCAUAGCUUACGGAGGAAGAAUUCUGUUCCACUUCCCCAUGGAGAUAAGAUAAAAUAAACAAGAACAAGAACUAGUAAGAAAAUAGAAGAAAACCCAGAGGGGUGUGUAUAUAUAUGCUUGUACAUGUAUGUGUAGUGUGACCUAAGUGUAAGUAGAAGUAGCAAGACGUACCUGAAAUCUUGCAUGUGUAUGAGACAGAGAAAAAAAGACACCAGCAAUCCUACCAUCAUGUAAAACAAUUACAGGCUUUCGUUUUACACUCACCUGGCAGGACGGUAAAUGUGAUAUAUACUGGAUGUAAAUAAUAGCUGCAAGAUUUUUAUCUCUUAUUGUGUGUGUGUGUAUGAAACAAACAGAAAAGACCAUUAUCCCUACCAGAUUGUAAAACAUUUAACAUAUUUGUUUCACCAUCUAUGACAGGAUGGUAGCAACUUGAUGCUAUUCUUGCUUCACCCCCAUUCCCUUCUUUUCUCCCUUUUCUUGCACUUUUGUUCUUGCUUUCUCUUGCCUUUUAUUCUGUUCCUUAUUGCAUUUAUUACCAACAUGCAGAAUAAAUACAGAAUUACAUUCAGGUGUAGACUUGUUACUAUAGUAGGCUGAAAUUCAACAUGAAUGUGGGAUAAAAAAUUUGCAGGCAUUUUCAGCAUUUGUGAAUAAUGGUGAAAAAAAAAAGACAUUUUCAGCAAAGAAACUUUUAUUAAUACAUUUAACCCAAUAAGGCUUUCAUCAAGUACAUGGGAUACAAAAAAAAAAAAAAAGGUAUAUAAAGCAUAUAAGAUUA
Molecule: messenger RNA, 8057 nt
Organism: Cherax quadricarinatus
Lineage: Eukaryota; Metazoa; Arthropoda; Malacostraca; Decapoda; Parastacidae
Source: RefSeq, a predicted model, not a curated record